Messenger RNA from Bubalus bubalis (water buffalo), 3436 nucleotides. RefSeq names its product LIM homeobox 5 (gene LHX5). Gene Ontology annotation, molecular function: RNA polymerase II transcription regulatory region sequence-specific DNA binding; DNA-binding transcription factor activity, RNA polymerase II-specific. The coding region runs from base 341 to 1549 and encodes 402 amino acids. The record is from RefSeq and is a predicted model, not a curated record. NCBI's taxonomy places the organism in Eukaryota, Metazoa, Chordata, Mammalia, Artiodactyla, Bovidae. Gene Ontology annotation, cellular component: nucleus. Gene Ontology annotation, biological process: neuron differentiation; regulation of transcription by RNA polymerase II. The transcript is spliced from 5 exons.
UGAGGAUCGGGACCGCUUGAAAGUGGGGGAAAGUGCCGGCGCCUCCGCCACCGGGGAAAGCCGCUCGGCAGAGCCGAGGCCAGCAGCCACCCAAGAUAUAUUGAGGCGCGCGGCCCGGGGCAUGAGACUGUGAACGCCACCAGUCCCCACCCCACCGCGGGCAGCCUAGCGCCAGGCCCAGGAAUCACCCGAGGACUUGACCGGCUGAGUCUUGGUUCGGACCGGACUCGCCCGGCGGCGGCCAAGAGGAGAGGCAGAGAACAGCGGCGGGGCCGGGGGGCCCGAGGGCCGGGGGCCCAAAGGGAGGUCGAGGCGGCCCGAGCCGCCGGGGCGCGGGGCUAUGAUGGUGCACUGUGCCGGCUGCGAGCGGCCCAUCCUCGAUCGCUUUCUGCUGAACGUGCUGGACCGCGCGUGGCAUAUCAAAUGCGUUCAGUGCUGCGAGUGUAAGACCAACCUCUCGGAGAAGUGCUUCUCACGCGAGGGCAAGCUCUACUGCAAAAAUGACUUCUUCAGGCGCUUUGGCACCAAGUGUGCGGGCUGUGCGCAAGGCAUCUCACCGAGCGACCUGGUUCGCAAGGCCCGCAGCAAAGUCUUCCACCUCAACUGCUUCACCUGCAUGGUCUGCAACAAGCAGCUGUCCACCGGCGAGGAGCUCUACGUCAUCGACGAGAACAAGUUCGUGUGCAAGGACGACUACCUGAGCUCCUCUAGCCUCAAGGAGGGCAGCCUCAACUCCGUGUCGUCCUGUACGGACCGCAGCUUGUCCCCGGACCUCCAGGAUCCACUCCAGGACGAUCCCAAGGAGACCGACAACUCGACGUCGUCGGACAAGGAGACGGCCAACAACGAGAACGAGGAGCAGAACUCGGGCACCAAGCGGCGCGGCCCGCGCACCACCAUCAAAGCCAAGCAGCUGGAGACGCUCAAGGCCGCCUUCGCCGCCACGCCCAAGCCCACGCGCCACAUCCGCGAGCAGCUGGCGCAGGAGACCGGCCUCAACAUGCGCGUCAUCCAGGUGUGGUUCCAGAACCGACGGUCCAAAGAACGCAGGAUGAAACAGCUGAGCGCCCUGGGCGCCCGGAGACACGCCUUCUUCCGGAGUCCGAGGCGCAUGCGUCCGUUGGGCGGUCGCUUGGACGAGUCGGAGAUGUUGGGGUCCACUCCGUAUACCUACUACGGAGACUACCAAGGAGACUACUACGCGCCCGGAGGCAACUAUGACUUCUUUGCGCACGGCCCGCCGUCGCAGGCGCAGUCCCCUGCCGAUUCGAGCUUCCUGGCCGCCUCGGGGCCCGGAUCGACGCCGCUGGGCGCACUGGAGCCGCCGAUCGCUGGCCCGCACGCCGCCGACAACCCCAGGUUCACCGACAUGAUCUCGCACCCCGACACGCCGAGCCCGGAGCCGGGCCUGCCUGGCUCGCUGCACCCCAUGCCGGGCGAGGUGUUCAGCGGCGGCCCCAGCCCCCCUUUCCCCAUGAGCGGCACCAGCGGCUACAGCGGACCCCUGUCGCACCCCAACCCUGAGCUCAACGAGGCCGCCGUAUGGUAAGGCCACCGGGCCGGGCCGCUCCCCCGCGCUUGGCCCCGGGGACCCGCCCGGCCGGCCCCCGCCGCCCCCCGCCCCCAACCUCAGCCCGGACGCAGCCUCCCUAAACCAAAACGCCCAACGUGGACAAAGCUCGCUCGCUCUCUAUCGAGUCCGAACUCAACCGGCAGCUGCUUCUCGGCUGGGCGCGAAGGAGGAGGACCGCCCCCCGCCCCCCAUCUCCAUCCUCCCACCGCGGCCUCUCCGGGAACCCCCUGCCAGCGUCUCCCGGCAGCUGCGAGCGAUUUCUUGGGACCAAAGUGUUAACUCCGGAGGGUCAAGAGAUUUCAAGCACGCUCUAGGCUUCCCCCGACCUCUCCCCCAACCGACACACCACCUCUUUGGUCCAAGAGAGGGCUGACGCCAAGGGAUGGAGACGAUUUCUUUUUCCCCCCCCUCCCUGGAAUCCGACUGGCAUUUUGUAAUCGUAUUUCUCACUCUGCUUUCCCGUCUUAAAAAAAAAAAAAAAAAAGAUAAGAAAAAGAGAGAUUGAAGGGAGUGAGGAAAGGGAGCAGAAUGAGUUAGAAGAUGGGGAGAGAGCCAGCAGAGAUGGAAAGAGUGAGAAACAUGUUUGAAUGGGGGGCGGGUAGGGGUGGGGGGGUCACUGGAAGACAGCUCCACCUGCGCGUUCGCGCCCCCUGGUGGUCAACCUCGAUGAUCACGAUCAGCUUUUCUAGGAAGAGAUGGGAGCGGUCCGGACAUGACCAGCCCAGGGCCAGACCCCCCACCUCUUCCUUCCUUUGACAUUUAUUUUGAGCCCGGGGGUCCAGGCCAGAUUCAAACACUUGCCCAUCCUGCGCACCCGCUUGGGCAAGGCGCCAGGAUUUCUGGGCUCUGGCCCACAGACCACCCUCCGUGCCCAGGUCCUUCGAGGCUGGGCGGUCAGGAUGUACAGUAUUAUACUUUUUUGGAAGUUGAACGCUUCUAGUUUCCUUAUUUUGUAUAAAGAAGAAACAAAUAAAGUAUGUUUUUGUGUUUACUGUUUAUUUAUUGUACACUAGUUAUCUGGGGUUGGACAUUUUUAUAUUUUUAAGAGGAGGGUGGGCAGAGUGGGGGAGGGGAGCCAGAAAGAGGUUUACCUAAAAAAAAAGGCAAAAAAAAAAAAAAAAAAAACCCACAAAAAAAAUCAACUUUUUUAAAAAGAAAGAUUAAUAAUAAAAAAUUCUUUUUUCCCUCCAUGCUGUGUGGUUUUCUUUUUUCUUUUUUUUUCCUUUUUGCCUCUGUCUUCAGUCACUCUGAAUUAAUGGAACUAUUCUGGUUCUUGUUUCUGACAUAAACCAGACUUGAUGGAUGCAAAGACCUCUCAUCUAGCAGGGUGAUGGGAGGGGUUCUUUUGGCAACUAACAGGUAAGGAAGAUGCCUGCCUUUUUUUUUUUUUUUUGGACAGCUAUGAUGCACCAAUAGUAUCUCCCCCAGUUUUAUGUAAUACCCUGAUCUAACACAGCCAGCCUGGCACAUAGUAGGCCUUCAAAAUAUUUGAUGACUGAAUGGGUGUGUGACUUAUUUAUCACCAGGGCAAUUCGAACUUCACUCAUUACUCCUCCAGGUAAAACCAAACAAACAAAAAGUAGGUUGGGACUUGCCAGGCAGUCUAGUGGUUAAGACUCCACAUCUCCAUUGCAGGGGUCGUAGGUUCGAUCCCUGGUCAGAGACCUAAGAUCCCACAUGCCUAGUGGUGCGGACAAAAAAAAAAAAGCAGGCUAGUAGGUCCAGUGCUGCAAGGCUGUGUUAGGACAGAAAUGUCCGCAGGGAGAACAAGGCUGUUUGUCCUGCAAUUCUUAACACAGUGCCUGCUUGGGUCCUUUGGUAAAUCAGCAUGGUGGAAGGGAGUUCUUGAGAUUUAAUGGGUCU